Drosophila nasuta is the source of this 1014-nucleotide messenger RNA. RefSeq names its product Sulfotransferase 2 (gene St2). Lineage: Eukaryota; Metazoa; Arthropoda; Insecta; Diptera; Drosophilidae. The transcript has 2 exons. The record is from RefSeq and is a predicted model, not a curated record. Gene Ontology annotation, molecular function: sulfotransferase activity. Bases 64 to 1014 code for a protein of 316 amino acids.
CGUCAAGCGUCAGUCGACUGCAGCCAGCUGAGGCGACGACAACACAACACAAUCCAAGACAAGAUGCAGCUAGCUUAUAGAGAACUGGAUGCGGAUAUUGUGAAACGCACAAAUGCCAUAUUCCCGGCACAGGAUUGCUUUGUCGAAGUGCUGCCCGAUCGUCUGAUUAUCCCAAGGAAGUACGUCGAGUUGGGUGAAUCGAUACGCCAGCUGCCCAUCUAUGAGGAUGAUGUGUGGAUGAUCUCGUAUCCACGCACUGGGUCCACUUGGGCACAGGAAAUGGUCUGGUUGUUGGGUAAUCAGUUGGACUAUGAGGCUGCCAAGCAGCAACUGUCACAACGUUCGCCCAUGAUUGAGUUAUCAGCGUUGUUCAGCACGGAUCAUCAUAAAUGGGUGUCCGAUGCACUUGGCAAUACAGUUGAAUUGGUGCGUAAUUCGCCACGUCCUCGCUUUGCGCGCUCACAUCUCUCCUGGCAACUGCUGCCACAGCAAUUUGAGAGCGUCAAGCCCAAAAUUGUGUAUACGGCACGUAAUCCCAAGGAUUUGUGUGUCUCCUACUAUCACUACUGCAAACUCUUGCAUGGCAUCAAUGGGGAUUUCGAUCAGUUCGUGGAACUCUUUUUGGGCGGUCAUACGCCCAUGGGCUCCUAUUGGAAGCAUGUGCUGCCCUUCUGGAAGCGCAGCUACGAUGACAACGUGUUGUUCAUCAAGUACGAGGAUAUGAUUAAAGAUCUGCCUGCUGUGGUGCGACGCUGUGCGCAAUUCUUGAACGUUGCGCAGCUGCUCAACGAAGAUUCACUGAAACGCAUUUGUGAUCAUCUGCAGUUUGACAGCAUGCGUGGCAAUGCGGCCCUCAAUCUGGAGAAGAUUCUGCCGCAGCCUGGCACGAAAUUCAUACGCAAUGGCAAAAUUGGCGAUUGGCGCAAUCACAUGACCGACGAAAUGUCCGCUCGAUUCGAUGCCUGGAGCGAGGAGCAUUUGCGUGGCAGCGGCUUAACAUUUGAUUACGAUUAA